This is a messenger RNA of Solanum lycopersicum (tomato), 1053 nucleotides long. The record is from RefSeq and is a predicted model, not a curated record. NCBI's taxonomy places the organism in Eukaryota, Viridiplantae, Streptophyta, Magnoliopsida, Solanales, Solanaceae.
AUGGCGAAACAUGUUGAUUCUAAAGUUGGAAAGAGUAGUGUAAAGAGUCACAUGAUGCUGGUGAGGAAUAUUAAGGAUUUGCUUGAGGAACUCGACCAAGUUUUUGCUCAUGGAGGAAAUGAAAGCAAAAAUUGUAAAACUUAUCGAAAAGAGGAUUGCCAAUCAGAAGUUAGGAGCAGAUCUCAACAACAUACACAUCAAAGCAUCAACGGAUCAUCAUCUAAAAGAAGAGAUUGCUUGAAGAAGUCAGAAGAGAGACUUUCUUCAAAAUAUUUGGCUAUAUGGAAAUGCCCUCCCAAGUUCCAGUUAAAUGAGAAAUGGCUAGUGGAUGAUGGUGAGGAGAGUCAAGACGCUAGUAAGCAGGAGAAUAGGAAAAUGAGGGUGAUUGAGGCAGUUUUCCCUAACAAGUUUGCAAUUCCUCCAAAUUCUUACAACUUGUCUAACCUGGAACAAGGUUAUGAUGAUAGUCAAACUCAAAUAGUCAGAACCAUUUCUAUAGAAGAAGAAGCACCAUUGCAUGAUUUGACAGUUCUUAUAGCCACAGUUGUAGCUGCACUUCAAGAGCAGGGUAGUCUGAUUGAUGCCAAUUUAUUUGUUAGGCUUCUCCUCAACCGGAUGAAUGAACGUGGCAUGGCUACCAAUGUUGUUUCUCUCAAUGCUGCGCAUGCAGAAUCUGCAAAAUCUGUGCCCUUGACAAUGACUAAGCCUAACAUUAGAGAGAAAAUUUCUGAGUUGGUUUCCAGAUAUGGUCCUAUCACCUUGCAGCCUGAGUUGACUCUUUCACCAAAUGUUGGCCCUUCCUCCAAGAUGAAUACUCACAAAGAUAUCAACAAUUACUGCAAUUCUCUGAUCAAGCAACGUGGAGAAAAAACUGAGUCUAUGGUUGAUGAAAGCUUACAAAAACCAAUUUCGUGCAGCAGGACACCUUGUAUUUUCUUUAAUAAACCUAAGGGAUGUCGUAAAGGAUUCUCUUGUCAUUUCCUGCAUGAUAUAUCUGGUAAAAAGAGGUUUGGGAAGACAUCAGCAGAUCGGGAUUCAAAGAGACUGAAGUAA